AUGGCGCCGGCCCAUGAUGCAUUACCGCUUCCACAUGUUCGGAACAGCUACUAUGCGAUUAUGUCGAUCCCAUGGGAUGCAUCCGAAGAAGAAAUCCGCAGGACGUACCACUCUCUCAUGCGCGAAUUCCACCCUGACAAAGGUGGCCGCCGCAUAGGUGGUGCUGCAACAGCCGAACAUUUCCAUGAGGUGCAAAGUGCAUAUCGGUGUCUCUCUCAUCCCACGAGGAGGCUGCAAUAUGAUCUGAGAACCUUUGGACGAUCUUCCAUCGCUGUGGGAUCGGAGGGCGAAGAGCUUUUGAUGCGCUGCAAGGAGCAGGCAGAAACCGAUCUUCGAAAUAUGGAGGUGCAGCUUCGCCGGAUCUUGCAGGAAGAACGGAAGGUCAAAGGGUUGGUUGUCACGCAGGCACUUUAUGGCAACUUGCAGCUGCGUGAAGAGAUCUUGCACGAAGCUUUGGUGGGUGACAGGCCUAUACGCGGGGAAGACUUGGUCGGGCCGUGGAUAGAUGUGACCCCGGCGCUGCAGUGCUUGGUGGAGGAACACAGGAUUAUUUUACAUGGCGGCGUCACUGCAUCGAAGGUGGACUUGCCAGGAGUCUACAACCCACUACCUUUGGAUUCGGAAGCUGAGCUCAGCCUCUAUGUGCAGUACCAGUUCCAGGAUGCAACACACGAGGUUACCGUGGGCGACCGUCAGCCGCUCUCUAUGCCAUUGAGGACGCACCUCGUAGCCAAGGGAACGCAUCCGCGAGGGCCUUUCGCUUCAUCGAAUGCCGACCUUUUGAUGCACAGAAGGCAACGUGAUGCAAUCGCUCCACGACUGCGGCUGCUGUCCCCAGAGGAGGCGCUACAGAAAGUUGUUCAGGCCCACUUGGUUUGGCGACUUCACCGACAACCCGGGGACGUUUCCAAGCGCGAGUACCGCCUCGCGCUAUCCACAUGUGCUCUGGCUGCUGCAAUGGCCCUCUUCUUCAUUCUGCGUUAA
Messenger RNA from Symbiodinium sp. CCMP2592, 984 nucleotides. Lineage: Eukaryota; Dinophyceae; Suessiales; Symbiodiniaceae. The record is from the annotation of a GenBank genome assembly.